Messenger RNA from Pundamilia nyererei, 1605 nucleotides. Its product is annotated as zinc finger CCHC domain-containing protein 8-like. Gene Ontology annotation, biological process: RNA processing. Gene Ontology annotation, cellular component: catalytic step 2 spliceosome. The transcript has 10 exons. The record is from RefSeq and is a predicted model, not a curated record. Gene Ontology annotation, molecular function: RNA binding; zinc ion binding. Lineage: Eukaryota; Metazoa; Chordata; Actinopteri; Cichliformes; Cichlidae. The annotation marks the transcript as partial.
AAUUCCGCUUUUGCUUUGGACGAAGAUCCACAGAUGAUGUCUUCCAGUAGUGUGAGAACAACAACAGAAGCCUUUAAAGUUGUUGGGAGUGUCUUAUAUUUCACUACUUUCAGUGUUGAUAAACUUGGACAGCCUCUGGUAAAUGAAAACCCCCAGCUGACCGAUGGAUGGGAUGUCCCAACUUAUCAGCAAGUCUUCAACCAAGUCAUUGGAACUGAUGGCCAGGAAAUAGAAAUGAAAGACAAAAGACCCAAGUCUAUGUGUUUCAACUGUGGUUCAAGCAGUCACCAGCUGAGAGAUUGUCCCAAGCCUAAAGACAUGGCUGCAAUUAAUGAGAGAAGAAAGGAGUUCAAUCAGAGCAACAACCAAGCCAUGCAGAGUAACCAGAGAUACCAUGCUGAUGAAGUGGAGGAGCGGUUUGCCAAAUACAAGCCUGGAGUCAUGAGUGAGGAGCUGCUGACAGCUCUGGGCAUUGAUGAGAACACCCUACCUCCUCUGAUCUAUCGCAUGAGGCAGCUAGGUUACCCACCAGGUUGGCUCAAAGAGGCAGAGAUGGAAAACUCUGGCUUAUCACUGUAUGACGGAAAUGCAUCAAGUGAUGGCACUGUAACUGACAACACUAAUUCACAAAACCUGUCAUAUGAUGUUUCCAAACUGGUGGAUUUCCCAGGUUUCAAUGUAGCCGCACCACACAAAAUGAAAGAUGAGUUCCUGCAUUAUGGUUCAAUUCCAAUGCAGAGCAGCCACAUGAAGCAAAACUAUGCAGCCUACCUGUCCAGCUUCUUUCCCACGCCUGGUGCCGCCUCCAGCAAGAGAAGACAUGAAUUUGACUCAUCUCCACAGCUGAGGAAGAGGAGUAAGUUUAGCCCGGACCGGACCCCAGACAGGAGCUCGGACAUGGAUAUUGAAUCAGAUCCAGGAACACCUCAUCAAAUUCACAGCUCUGAUGAUUUCCAGUUCCAGCCACCACUGCCUCCUGGCUCUCCUUGCUUUAGUUCUCCUCCGCCUUUACCACAGGGCACUCCUCCUGCUACACCCACCCCCCCACCUCUCCCUAAAGGUACACCUCCACUUACUCCCACCAACGGCUCUCCAGCUGUGCGAGGGCGUGACUGGGUGGUGGUUGAUGAGACUGGGGAGGGAACAGAGGAUGACCUGACACUGGAGGAACUGGAGGAGCAGCAGAGACUGAUCUGGGCAGCUCUAGAAAAUGCUGACAUGGCCUCUAACAGUGACUGUGAGACACCUGCCGCACAAACUCCUGUACCAAGUUCACCAAGUGUAUCCACAUCUGCACACGCGGACACAGAAACUGAAGACACGGAUGAAGGAAUGGACUCAAUAAAACCUGAAGAACCUUCCCUAAGCAAAGAAAAUCAACCGGAAGUUCAAGAGGGUUUGUCAUUAAGCCCGGGACCAGUCAAAGUUAAGGACGAUAGCCCUCAGAGUCCCGAACCAGCCGAAAUCCAGGAAAGCACCCCUCAGAGUCCCGAGCCAGUGAAAACCCAAGACAGCAUCCCUCAGAGUCCCGAGCCAGUGAAAACUCAGGACAGCACCCCUCAGAGUCCCGAGCUAGUUAAAACUCAGGACAGCACCCCUCAGAGU